Molecule: messenger RNA, 1075 nt
Organism: Pisolithus orientalis
Lineage: Eukaryota; Fungi; Basidiomycota; Agaricomycetes; Boletales; Pisolithaceae
Exons: 3
Coding region: 56-781 (241 amino acids)
Source: RefSeq, a predicted model, not a curated record
CUGCUUUCUCUGCCAAAUCAUUUUUGGAAGGCAUCGUCUCCCGGUCCAUCAUAACAUGAGAAGCCAAACAACUGUCCAACUUUGCGAUGCGAACGAAGAUGUCUAUAAAGCGCUCAUUUCAGCAGCGCUGUCCCUGCGCUACAGGUACUUUCUGAGUACAACCCUUCCAAUGCGCGUAGUCACCAGCUCUGAACGCCACCUAACUCGCCUACGCAUCUGGCUCGGAAAACGUGUAUUCGAAAACCUCGGUUCCGCUGGAGUAUGUCUGGUUUGGACUUCGAACGGUCGUAAAAUUCAAUCCCGCCACCCGUUUCGCCGAGGCCGCAAGCAUGGAAUUUGUCUCACACCAUACGUAUAUCCCCGUUCCUCGUGUGCACGAUGUUUUCGUCAUCGACGGUCGAACCUACAUUGUGAUGGACUACAUGCUCCCGAAUUGACAUACGUCUGGCACAAGCUAACCGAAGUGCAGAAGAAAGCAAUUUUCGCACAGUUGAGAGACUUCAUCGGUCAGCUCCGGUCUCUCGAACCCCGCAUCCUGGUCGUGUUCAAGCAGUGGACUCGACUGGUCUCUUUUAUCCUCGAAUAUGCUUGGAUGAUCGUCCAUUUGGGCCAUUUUCCUCUGUUGCAGAAUUUCAUACUUACUUUGGCCACAACUGCCUGCUCAAUCUCGAAGCGGUGCCGGCAAUACUUCCCAUCAAUCGAAGCUAUGGCUCAAAGACACUAUCGGAUCGCCUUUGCUCACUUGGAUUUGCCCAAGAAAUAUGCUCGCCCAGAAUGGUAAUGUUGUGGCAAUUGUUGAUUGGGAAUGUGCAGGAUGGUAUCCUGAAUAUUGGGAAUAUACACGGUGGGCAGUGAGCAGCUAUCGAUCACCACAGACAUGGCUUGAUGCACGGGACAAUAUUAUGGAUGUAUAUUCUGAGGAGCUGCAGGUUGAAGACCUCAUUGGCGGUGUAUAUACCCGACUAUGAUAGUCUGACACAUGUACGUGGUGAUAUGUAUGUUUGUCAACAGACUACAACCUGGGAUAUCUCCCGGGUCCAGCCAAAGUUUACUCUCCAUUUCAAGUUCUGGACAC